ACAUUCCACUCUCUAGACAAUUAUUCUAAGCGGCAGUUUCAUCCUCAAGCUCCACCGAAGCUUACAAUCCAUUCAUUUUCAAAUUCUUACGUUUGAGGUAGCCUAUCAUAAACAGACGCUAUUCGAACCUUUGAGCUCGCACAACAGUGACAUAUAUAACUCCAAGCGAGUCCUUCAUUAACCACACCAUUCCUUUAUCCAGCACAAGCAUGACGCCGCCCAACUUCCGUUACAUCAUUCUGGCCACCGUUUUUGCAAUGUUCCUCAAUCUCACUAACCAAGUGGCUGGUGCAACUCUCGAGCGUCGAUUGGCGAAAGGGGAAUUACAGCCUCUGUGUGAUCCAGAUAGCACCCUAGUCACGCCUAACGAUUGCGAUGUUGCUGUCUUGACCUUGCCUUUUACGAACAAGAGGAGUAUCUUGUCCACCCAAACGACUGUUGUUUCCGUCUUCAGAUCAUGCAAAGUUUAUGUUUUUUGCGACCAAAAAGCCCAAACGACUAGUAUGGCACUUAUGAGUAAUAACCUGCAAAAUGGAGGCUACACCCGACUCCUUAACGAGUGUGGGCAUCAAAAAAAGUCUGGCGUGAUCUUUUUUGAUACAAAGUGCUCCAUUCGCACGACCAGCGCUUGAUCUCGGCUUGAAAAAAGAAUCGUGCCUUUCAAUGUUCAUCCUGACACUCUUUCAGAACCAACAGACGCUGCAUACUCCUUGAUCACCAGUAACCCUUUUGUUGAUUGACGAUCUGUAAAUAAUUUUUUUCGGCUGCCGUUUGCGAGCAUUGUGGUGUGAGGAAACUUGCUCCUCAACGCUUUCAAAAACAAGGCCUUCGCAUGAUUUAAAAACCAAGGCACACGGACAGCCCAAGAGACCGGAUAGUCCAUCUGUUACGCUUAGUCUUAUUGCGUUGUAGGGGAGUCGAACCCCUGACGAGGCCACAUGCCGAUGGCAAGGCCCCAGUUUACCGCUAGCCUAACAACGCUAUGUGGAAUGACGUCAUCAAGCGC
Molecule: messenger RNA, 1006 nt
Organism: Puccinia graminis f. sp. tritici CRL 75-36-700-3
Lineage: Eukaryota; Fungi; Basidiomycota; Pucciniomycetes; Pucciniales; Pucciniaceae
Exons: 5
Coding region: 210-632 (140 amino acids)
Source: RefSeq, a predicted model, not a curated record